AUGGUGGCAGCAGGUACCAUUCUUACUCCCUACCUGCAGGGCAGCGGAGGAAGAGGCAGAGGUGGAAAGGAAGAAGGAAAUACGAAGGAAGAGGCUGGAAAGGAAAGAGCGGAAGAAGGAGAGGAAAGAGGCAAGGAAAGAGACAGCGCGGACGAGUGGAGGCCUACGAAGGCAGAAAAAAAGGAAUACCGUCUUGAGGAGUUAGAAGAGGCUAUGAAUGAAUCGGAAGAGCAGACAGAUGAUGAUGAUGACGGUCAGAUGGAGAUCCAGGACAUCGUGGAACGUCCGGCAGAGGGCACGCGGCAUAGGCCCAAGCGCGAGUGCCCGAUGCCGGACUGCGACAAGGUGCUGGAAAAUUAUUUCCCGGCACCUUCGUCAGUUCGACUAUUUACAAAAGUACCAUUCAUCAAAAUCCUUCAUUUCUUAACACAGUUCCACGAGAUGACCGCGGUCGAGGCAGCCAACCAGGUCUUCCUCCAGGGGUACCAGAGGACUGGAAGGUUGUCACCAAAGCUAUCCUGUCGCCUGGAGGGAUGCAGCUCCUCGACCACGAGACUGGAUCUCCAUCUGGCUAGGAUCCACUCACUUCAGAAGGGAACGGAGGAGUUCCUAGAUGCGAUGAAGGAGGCCAGGACGCCUGGGGUAAAGGAGGUGGACAAGACCUCCUUGGGCCAAGCCCUGCGGGAGUAUGCGCGACACAGUCGAAACCGGAUCACCGGUCGACGACAGUCGACAAACACUGCAGCAGCCCACGAGACCGGGAUCCGGACCAUGCUCCCGCAGGGCCUUUCGAAAGCCACCGUCCUUGGCCAGAAGGACAUAGGCGAGGACGGUGGCUUGAUAGAUAAUCUACUCUUAAGUCUGAAGCCAGAGACAGUAAAUAUCUACCUCUGUUCUUUGGGGAAAUUCGUAGAGUUUCAAUCCGCAUCCUUCGACUGGCAGCGCCAGUUGGGGAUACGGGUAGAUGCUCUCCAGACCCUGCGAAUUUCUCUGAAGAACAUAGGUAAAUCUCUAGAGGAUGAGAUACAGCAGGCGGCGGUUCAGAGGGGGUGUGAGGACAAAGCUGGACUUCAACUCACGCCCCAGAUGUUUGGGGCCUACCUGAACGGUGUCAGACCGAGGAGAGUCACCGAACUGCUGAAGAAGGAAGGACCUCUCUCCCGGUCUGACACCGCCGAGGCGAGGGACUGCUUACUUCUACAACACUUCAUCAGCAACGGGAAGCGGGCUGGCGAUCUGGCAAACCUGGAACGAACUGAAGUCAAUAAGGCCAGCCCAGCUGAUGACUGUACCUCGACCGAGCUGAAGAUCUUCGAACAUAAGGAAGCUCGGUCGGGGAAGGAAUGUCCGUUGCUGAUAAAGACGUCCCUCGCGGUAGACCUCAAGGCAUACGUGGCCAAGGACGGCUUUGGUCGGGGGUCGAAGCUGGUCUUUACCACCGACCCUGCCCUGCAGACCAUGUCAAAAUGUGUCAAGCACAUGGCCCAUAGCCCACGGACUGCGGACAGGUACUAUGACCGCUCUCGGCAGAAGGACGCCAGAGUCGAUGUCUGGAGCAAAAUCAACAGUAUCUAUCAGGAUGGCAAUCAGCCAGCUCCAGACAUCGGUCCGCAGUCCCCUGCUUGUCCAGCACCCUCUGAUAACGACAGCGACGUGAUCGGCCCUUCACCAGUAAAGAAGCCCAGGAGGUAGAUCCUCACCCCAGGCGUCCUGGCCUCAUAAGUCAUCCAUCACCGCUCGCGUCGCUGUCGAGUGAACCGCCGCC
Messenger RNA from Pecten maximus, 1765 nucleotides. RefSeq lists its product as uncharacterized. Lineage: Eukaryota; Metazoa; Mollusca; Bivalvia; Pectinida; Pectinidae. The coding region runs from base 1 to 1692 and encodes 563 amino acids. The transcript has 12 exons. The record is from RefSeq and is a predicted model, not a curated record.